GAAGAUGUAGUGAACAGAAUGAAAGAAUCUCCUCAAAGUAAAAGGGACAACCAGAGAUCAUGCCAUUCAUCCAACGGCACAGCUCCAUCUUCACCAGCUGCAGAAGGGAAACCCAAAUCUCCUACAGGAAUCCAGCCACCAAUGGCAAGUGACUCUGGUCAGAAGUCUUCUGCUGCAGAGGAGGAACUGUACAGGAGGUAUGAGCGAGAACAGGCACUGGUCCAGGAGGAGUUGCUCCGGCUGGCCAAAAGAGAACGGGAAGCAGCCAGCGAGGCCUUGAAUACUGCCCUUCAGCGGGAAAGGAACAACACUAACGAAGAGAGGCAGAGAGUGGCCCAGCUGGCUGUAGAGCUGCAAGGCAGGGAGGCAGAGUUGAAGCGGCAAGAGGCCUUCUAUAAAGAGCAGUUGGCCCGCAUUGAGAGGAAGAACGCAGAGAUCUACAAGCUGACGUCCGAGCAGUACCAGGAGGCAGCCACCAAGGCAGAGGAGUGGAUAAAGAGGAGGAACACUGAUCCUGUCUGUGCACGCCUGCAGUCUGAAAUUCUGAAAUGUUACCAAGAAAACAAACGUGAAGUGCUCAAAUGCUCGGCGCUGGCUAAGGAAUAUCAGCGCUGCGUUAGUGCAGCUCAGAAGGAGCUGUUAGUUAAUUCUGGAUAAACAUCAGCCAUCAAAGAGCAGAGGACAGGGACCACAGACACCCUUGGAAGCCCCAACAUCCUUCUGGAUAGACACUGACCAAAACUGGUGCCUUCUACCCUUUGCGGUCCAAGAAAAUGAUGUGAUUCCUCUUCUAAUUGCCUGCAUGUUUCAGUCUCAGUGGAUGUUCCUGGAGUUGGGAGGAGGGUCCUGGGAGAGGGGGACGCUAUCAUUUCCUUUUUUGUUGUAUUACAAUGUAAAGAAUCAUAUUGACCACAGGUGCUUCCAGCACAGCUUGUAGCUUGGAGGCUUGCCCAGCACGAGCCUAGUUCACCCUGUGCUAGCUUUGGUUUCACCAAUCCACAUCUGAUUUUCAAGAGCUGUUAUCUUUGCCUGUUUGCUCUGGAAAAAGGGGUCCGAAGUAUUUGGAAGUAACCCGGACUAGCUUGUUAGGAUUAACUGUUCCUAGCAUGCUCCCAUUGGUUACACCAGCAGGCGUGUUUCUUCCUUUCCAAGGUUCCCUCCUAAACAAUAAAGUGUUUAAUGGUC
Molecule: messenger RNA, 1185 nt
Organism: Phaethon lepturus (White-tailed tropicbird)
Lineage: Eukaryota; Metazoa; Chordata; Aves; Phaethontiformes; Phaethontidae
Gene: CHCHD6
Product: coiled-coil-helix-coiled-coil-helix domain containing 6
Exons: 7
Coding region: 19-657 (212 amino acids)
Biological process (GO): cristae formation; DNA damage response
Cellular component (GO): MICOS complex; mitochondrion
Source: RefSeq, a predicted model, not a curated record